Fukomys damarensis (Damara mole-rat) is the source of this 2665-nucleotide messenger RNA. It is a transcript of the gene Ubiad1, whose product is annotated as UbiA prenyltransferase domain containing 1. Gene Ontology annotation, cellular component: Golgi membrane; endoplasmic reticulum. Gene Ontology annotation, biological process: vitamin K biosynthetic process; menaquinone biosynthetic process. The transcript is spliced from 2 exons. Lineage: Eukaryota; Metazoa; Chordata; Mammalia; Rodentia; Bathyergidae. Bases 661 to 1677 code for a protein of 338 amino acids. Gene Ontology annotation, molecular function: prenyltransferase activity. The record is from RefSeq and is a predicted model, not a curated record.
GGGAUGUGGCUCAGUGCGAAGGCCUUGGGUUCUGUCCCAGGUAGCACACACAUAUACACAAAACUAGUGCUAAUCUUAAAUGUCUGGUAAGUUACAAAGCAACCCGCCUUGGGGUCGCUCUUGGGAUGCUAAAUGAAGCUGUCUCCAAGCAGUCUCGCAGAAGCUCCCGGGGCACUGGGGUUGCAGCGACAGAUUCCGGUGCACUGCAGAGCCCAGGCGGCUGGCCACGCCCACCACGACACGCCCCCUAUAAACCACGCCCAUCGGCGGCCCCCGCCCCUCCCUCCGGCUGUGCUCGUGCGGCCCUGCCCUAGCCUUGGCUUCUGUUUCCGGGCGGCCUACUGAGGCCGGCGCACAAGAUGGCCGCCUGCUGGAGGCGGCCGAAUUGAAGCUUUGAGCUCUAGCGCGGGGCUGGAGCUAGGGACAGUUUCCAUUCACUCACCUACUUAGGUGACGGGCAGUCGGGGCGGCGCCGCCUGUCCUCUUGAGGUGUAAGGUCCACUCGCUGCUAUUCCCGGUCCCCAACGCCUUCCCAGCCCUGCCCCCGGGGUGGAACCUAAGAAAGGUCGGGCCCGUCUGCCCCGCCUAUCCUUGCCCCGGGGCGGUCGCUGUGAGUCAGUGGCUCCCUUUUAGAAUUGAUUUUCGCCACGUGCGGGUUCCAUGGCUGCCUUGCCGGCGUCGGGGGAGAAGAUGAACAUCCAGGCGGAAGAGACAGCCAAGGUCGAGGACAUGGAUUCGCUGGGGAAUGAUUGGCCGGAGCCCGAGAGGCCUCCCCAGCGCUCCCGCGGGCAGAAAUGCACUUCCUACGUGCUGGCCCUGAGGCCCUGGAGCUUCAGUGCCUCGCUCACCCCGGUAGCCCUGGGCAGUGCCUUGGCAUACAGAUCCCAGGGCGUCCUGGAUCCUAGGCUGUUGGUUGGUUGUGCUGUCGCUGUCCUGGCUGUGCAUGGGGCCGGCAAUUUGGUCAACACUUACUAUGACUUUUCCAAGGGCAUUGACCACAAGAAGAGUGAUGACAGGACGCUGGUGGACCGAAUCUUGGAGCCCAAAGACGUUGUUCGGUUCGGAGUCUUCCUCUACACAUUGGGCUGCAUCUGUGCUGCUUGCCUCUAUUACCUGUCCCCUUUGAAAUUGGAGCACUUGGCUCUCAUUUACUUUGGAGGUCUUUCUGGCUCUUUUCUCUACACAGGAGGAAUUGGAUUCAAGUAUGUGGCCCUGGGAGACCUCAUCAUCCUCAUCACUUUCGGCCCUCUGGCCGUGAUGUUCGCCUACGCCGUCCAGGUGGGCUCGCUGGCGAUCUUCCCUCUGGUCUACGCCAUCCCCCUGGCCCUGAGCACCGAGGCCAUUCUCCAUUCCAACAACACCAGGGACAUGGAGUCUGACCGGGAGGCCGGCAUCGUCACGCUGGCCAUCCUCAUCGGCCCCACCAUCUCCUACGUGCUCUACAACACGCUGCUCUUCCUGCCCUACCUGAUCUUCAGCAUCCUGGCCACACACUGCAGCAUCAGUCUGGCACUGCCCCUGCUCACCAUCCCCAUGGCCUUCUCCCUCGAGAGGCAGUUCCGCAGCCAGGCCUUCAACAAGCUGCCCCAGAGGACGGCCAAGCUUAACCUUCUGCUAGGGCUUUUCUACGUCUUUGGCAUCAUCCUGGCCCCGGCAGGCAGUCUGCCCAAACUCUGAGGGCACUGGCAGCUCCUCGAAAACAGCACUUCCCCCUCUGAGAAUGUUCUAGAAUAGGGUUCCCGGAGAGGGAAUAUGACUUGGCAGGGUGGGUCCUAAGCCUUGUGAGAAUCAUGCCUUUUUAUAUUAUUAUUAUGUUCUUAAAGAUAAUCUGCUUUGUUUUUAAUUUUCACAUGUUAUGGGGAAUCUUGAAACCACUCUGCAACUAGAAGUAAUUACAGACACAUGGACCUUGUUUUAUUUAUAAUUUCCACUAGAGGGUGUUGUCAGGUCACCUUAAGAUGGAGCAGACCAGGUUUCUGCUUGUUCUGGACAGUGUCCUAAGAUGUCACGGAGGAGCUGCCUGGGCUGGCCUCUGUGCUGACAGAGCCAUAGCUGCGAGGCGCAGUGUCACCCUCCUGGCUUGGCCGUGUAGGCAAAAGCAGUAAUUGGUUCCAGGCCCCAUUAACAUGGGCAGCACCUGUCUCUUGUUCAGCACCGGCAUCCUGAAAUAUGCUGCCAGAGAGAGAGAGUCCCUCAUUAACAGCCUGGGGCAGCUCCCGGGUUUUUGCCGAAAUUGUGAUUCAGACACAUCAGUCCUUCAUCUCUCCUUUCACUGUUGCCACAAUUGAGUAUCAGAUCACCCUGCAGCAAUUGGGUGGGGAGGAAGAAAAACCCACCCUGGAGGCAGCUGAGAAAACCACUUGCUUUUGGACAGCAAGUAGCAGAGUAGCUGUUUUCCACUUGUAGAAUCUUGGAAGAUGACAGGAAGUAUUCCUAGCCCUUUCAGUAACUAUCAGGAGCCCCAAAAUUAUAAGAGGCACUGCCAUCCUUGCAGGCUUCUUCCAGUCCACAGGGCUUUUUCCUCCCAGUCACCUCUCCUCAUGCUGCCCUCUGUCCACUCUGCACCCAUGUCCCUCUGCCCCGUUCCUGUGUGUGUUUCCUCUCUGUGGAGCCAGCGCCUGGGUCAGGGACAUUACCACUUUGCAUAGCGCCACAGAGAAGGCAG